Molecule: messenger RNA, 3480 nt
Organism: Salvia splendens (bonfire salvia)
Lineage: Eukaryota; Viridiplantae; Streptophyta; Magnoliopsida; Lamiales; Lamiaceae
Exons: 2
Coding region: 1-3480 (1159 amino acids)
Source: RefSeq, a predicted model, not a curated record
AUGAGUCGUUUCAACAAUUACGGUAAAUCUGCAUGGGGCGUUAAUCACCCGGAUAUGUUUCAUAAUGGUGCUUCUCGUCGGCCGACUUUUAACAUCAGACGCAACGAGAUCUUCCAGCGCCAGGAUAUCGACGAUGGCGACUUGGAGGGUCGCCCAACCGGGGAAUCGCAUCGUGAAGACCCCGUGACCGAGAAACUUGAUCGUUUACUGGACAAGAUGGAGAAGUUUGAUCAAUGGAAGGAUGCGACGGAUCGUCGCUUGCAGAGUUUGAAUCCGGUGGUGUCGCGAGGGACAGAACCCCCUCUAGGGGUCAACGACGCUGACGAGGAGGAGUAUGUCGAUUUCAGACGAGGGAAAUCGGGGGACACAGGUUUUCGCGCGAGAAACCCUAAUUUAGGGUAUCGCGAGUUGGCUCCGGAGGAGAGGGUUCAACGCGCCGAGAAGGUCAACAAUGGCUCCGAAUGGGACCCACCAACGACUCGGUAUGGUCGAACUUGUUGGGACCCUCCCCAGCGAUAUUACCCAGCCGCCGCGGGGUUUGACCGGAACCAGGUAUCAAAUAAGCCACCCCGGUUCAAUGGGAGCGAGGCUACAAAUUGGAUUGCCAGGGUUCAAUAUUACUUCAAUCACGUUAUGAUGCCUGAGGCACAACGCCUUCACUAUGCAGUUAUGUUGUUCGAUCCGCCGGCAUCUGAAUGGGUGUUUAAUUAUUGCGCGAAUAAUGAGUUUGUUACAUGGCCGGAAUUUCUGGAGGAUGUUCGACACCGAUUCGACAGACAGAGCUUCAAGGAUUAUUUCGGGUUGAUUGCUAAGAUAACUCAGAAAGGCACAGUUCUCGAGUACCAUGAUACAUUCGAGAAGUACUUGAAUUGGGUCCAGGGGGUUCCGGAGGUGAAACUUUUUACUCUGUUUGUGGCGGGACUGAAACCGGAGAUGCAAGAGCGUCUGACGUUACACCGACCAACAUCUUUGGCGGCAGCCAUGGCGCUAUCCUUGGAGAUCGCGGAUACACACUCUGAACGCGCAAAUCCGCAAUCCACUUCAACCUUCCAGCGCAGACAAUGGACUGGACGCGAUAACCGAACCUCAGCGGGUCCAACGGGGUCACAACCGCCGUCGGGUACUGUCGCCGGGGCGAAGCCCGCACCGGGUCAGCAACAGCAACCGAAAGAGCAGCCACGCCGGUCGAUGAUUCGGGUGUCACAAGCAGAACGGGCCGAACGAUCACGUCUGAGGUUGUGUUGGCACUGCCCUGAAAAAUGGGUGGCGGGCCACGUUUGCAAACAACGUCUCCUAUGUUAUGCAGACCAAGAUGAUGUGUUGGAGGUGGAUGCCUCAGACAAGGAGAUAGUGGAGGAACUGGAGCCGAAGGAGGUAGCGUAUGUACACGCCUUGCAUGAAGGUCGUAGGUCUCGACCAUUGCGCGUUGUGGGAGCGAUUCAGGGUCGCGAUGUGAGUGUGUUGAUUGAUACAGGGAGUGAUCGAGACUUCCUACACCCAGAUAUUGUGAAAUCCUUGCAUCUUCCUCUGUCCCCGAUUCGACCUUUUCGGGUGAUUGUCGGUAAUGGCGAGGCUCUUCUAUGCUCUCAUGUGUCUAGACGGACGGAGUUGGAAAUGCAGGGUUCCACUUUCUUGGUAGAUCUGCACAUUUUGCCAGUACACGGGCCGGAUGUUAUCCUAGGGAUGGAUUGGCUGGAGUCCCUGGGAAAGGUGGCUGCUGAUUUCGCAGGCAAAACACUCGAAUUCAAACACGGGGAUAGGACAGUAGUUUUGAAAGGGAAGCUGCCGCCUCCCCGCCGCGCUAAUCCCCAGUUUUUAUCCUCGCUUUCGUCUUCUGGCGACGACGUGGAAUGCUUUGAGAUACUGCUGCUACAGCCCGAACAGCCCGACUCAGAACCGGAGAGCAGAGACGAGUUUCCCGCGGGUCUGCCGCCCGGGGUGUUAUCAGUUUUAGAGCAGUUUCGGGGCGUUUUCGGCACACCAGUGGGGAUGCCACCGUUUAGACCCUUUGAUCAUCGUGUGCACUUACUGCCCGGGACACGACCGGUUAAUGUGCAUCCUUAUAGAUACCCUUACUUCCAGAAAAACGAAAUAGAGAGACAGGUCAAAGACAUGCUUGAACAGGGUAUUAUUCAGAGAAGCAACAGUCCGUUCUCGUCACCAGUGCUCCUUAUUCGCAAGAAAGACGACACUUUCCGCUUCUGCAUUGACUAUCGGGCGCUGAACAACGCCACGGUGCCGGACCAUUUUCCUAUCCCCACGGCGGUGAACUUUUUGAUGAAUUGGGCGGCAAUGAAUUCGAUUUUUCACCCCAUGUUACGAAAGUUUGUCAUUGUGUUUUUCGAUGACAUACUGGUCUACAGCCCAUCGCUGGAGGUUUAUGGUGAACACUUGUCCGCCGUACUAAGGGUUUUGCAAGACCACAGCUUCUUUGUCAAGUUAUCAAAGUUUUCCUUCUGCAGCUCCACCGUCGAAUAUUUGGGCCACUUGAUUGGCGAUGGAUCCCUUAAGGCCGACCCCAAUAAAAUUAGUGUUAUGACGGCUUGGCCGAAACCGAAGAAUGUGAAGCAAUUACGCCGGUUUUUGGGCCUAACCGGGUACUACCGUCGUUUCAUAACCGGGUACGCCGUGAUCACGUCCCCUUUGACGGAUCUAUUGAAGAAGGAUGCUUUUGUGUGGACUCCGGCGGCGGAUUCUAGUUUCUUGGAUCUGAAAGGCGCCAUGACAACGGCGCCUGUGCUGCGUCUGCCCGAUUUUGAGAAGACUUUUUGCGUAGAGACGGACGCCUCUAAUACGGGUAUUUGCGCGGUUUUACUCCAAGACAACCACCCCAUUGCUUUUUUCAGCAGAAAACUGGGUCCUCGCCACCGCGUCGCUUCUACAUAUCAUAAGGAGUUAUACGCGAUAGUAGAGGCGGUUCAGAAAUGGCGUCAAUACCUACUAGGGAGAGAGUUCAUUAUUAGGAGCGAUCAGAAGAGUUUGAAGGAAUUGCUCCAGCAGAUAGUACAAACGCUGGAUCAGCAGCUUUAUGUGCGAAAACUCAUGGGCUAUAAGUUCAUUAUCGAGUAUAAGAAGGGGAGCACGAACCGAGCAGCUAAUGCUUUGUCACGCCGCGAGGAUACCGACCAGACCGACCCGCAGGAAGGCGCGGCCUCGGACGCCGAGGAAGGCUCCGACACAGGACAGAGUGGCGCGCUACUCGCGGCAGCAUCACACCCUAUUCCGCAUCUGUUGGAUUUGCUGCGACGGGAAACCUGUUCGUCCCCAGAGAUGCGAGAAAUCACGACCGAUAUAAAGGAGAGACGAGCCCCGCCACACUUAACCUUGGUGGACGGGCUGGUGUAUUACAACCGCCAUAUAUUUGUGGGCUCGCGAUCAUCGGCCCGGACGCCUAUAUUGACCGAGUAUCAUAGCUCGCAGUCGGCAGGUCACCCCGGGUUCGAGCGUACGCUGCGUCGCAUGGCUGCAGAUUUUUACUAG